Camelus dromedarius (Arabian camel) is the source of this 795-nucleotide messenger RNA. It is a transcript of the gene TMEM126A, whose product is annotated as transmembrane protein 126A. The coding region runs from base 162 to 752 and encodes 196 amino acids. Gene Ontology annotation, biological process: mitochondrial respiratory chain complex I assembly. Lineage: Eukaryota; Metazoa; Chordata; Mammalia; Artiodactyla; Camelidae. The transcript has 5 exons. The record is from RefSeq and is a predicted model, not a curated record. Gene Ontology annotation, cellular component: mitochondrion.
CAUGUCACGUGUCAGUCAAAGAUGGCUGCUCCCGGGCGAGUUGAGCAAAGGUUGGAGUGAGCCCCCGCGUGGCGGAGGAAGACCGAGGAGGCAGCGACUGCUGGAAGCCGAGUGUUAAGAUCCACAUUAUUGAAAAAUGAUAUUUUAAUUUAAGGCCCAAGAUGGAAAAUCAUGAACCAGAUGAUACUAUCAAGGAAAAGUUAAUUGAUAUCAUAACCAGAAAAAUUAGCCAACUUCCAGAAGCAGACAGGAAUGUGCUUGAAAAUGGAUCAACAUAUAUUGGACUUAAUGCUGCUCUCUGUGGCCUAAUAGCGAAUAGUCUUUUCCGACGCAUCUUACAUGUGACACAGGCUCGUAUAGCUGCUGGAUUACCAAUGGCAGUGAUCCCAUUUUUGACAGCACACACAUCUUACAAAGGUUUUGUAAGUUUACCUUUGAAUACAGGUGAUCUGCAAUGUGAAACUUGUACCAUCAUACGAGGUGGAUUGGUUGGUCUUAUUUUUGGUGGUCUGUACCCUGCUUUCUUGGCUAUACCUGUGAAUGGUGGCCUAGCAGCCAGGUAUAACUCAGCCCUGCUACCAGAGAAAGGAAACAUCUUAAAUUACUGGGUUAGAAUUUCUAAGCCUGUCUUUAGAAAGAUGUUAUUUCCCAUUUUGCUCCAGACUGGGUUUGCAGCAUACCUUGGGUCUAGACAAUAUAAAGUACUUAUAAAGGCUCUUCAGUUACCUGAACCUGGCCUAGAAAUUCAGUGAUUGUUAAGCAAACGUAUACACAAAAAUAAAAUUGUAAAAAUAA